This is a messenger RNA of Chara braunii, 5432 nucleotides long. The record is from the annotation of a GenBank genome assembly. NCBI's taxonomy places the organism in Eukaryota, Viridiplantae, Streptophyta, Charophyceae, Charales, Characeae.
GAGAAGAUGAGCCAAAGUGAGUCGGGCGACCCCACGAGCUGGUGCCGAGUAGGGAGAGAGGCCGUGGCACAUAGGAAACAGACAGCGGUAGAAGACAAGCAGCCGAUCAAGGAAUCAAGAGGGUCAUCGCCGCAAUGGCUACACGGCGAUCGGGCGCUCAAAUCCGGAACUGUCACAAGAACAGGCUGAAAGAAAUGAAGGCGUCACGGCAGAGGGAUCGGGAAGCCGGCGUCGCCAAAGAAGUGAAUCCCCGACCCAAUCCCCUCACCGGCCCAACCUUCGCCUACGUCAAGCGGACGAGUGGCAAUGUUCGUCAGGCCGAGACACGCGUAUCCCUGUACUGUCGUACAAGGCAAUGUUCGUCAAGCAGACGAGUGGCGUGCCACUGUUUUGGUGGUGAGGGGAUCGAGGAGCAGAGGCUUGUGCUACGGCUGAACCGAGACCGCAAAGAUCGCGAGCUGUUUGUGCGAGCAAGAAGGCUAAAUGAUUACCCCCGAAGCCCUCGCUAUGAGGCCGAUCGGGGUAGAGGCGACUCCUGCGGCCGAUGGGAGACAGAACAUGGCCGACGAGAUGGAUAUAGGGACGACAGAUACGAGAGGUCGGGUCAAAAUGGCUACAGAGGGAGUAGAUUUGAGAGAGGAGAUUGGGACUGGGAACGACAAGAUGGGUCGCCCGGACUGUUUGAGCGCGGGGUAGAUGCGAGAGAACAGCGCGACGAGUCGCGGGGAUGGUACAACCGAGGGGACCGGCGCGAUGAGACACGAGGACGAUAUGACUCGGGGGACCGCCGGAAUGAUUCGGGAAGGCGGUAUGAGCAAGGAGGGUCUGGAGGAGACCGGCGCAACGAUUCGCGCGAUCGGAAUGAGAGAGGGGGAUAUGGCGUCUCAUCAGAACCAUAUCCCAAGUCGCCUGACCCCAAGGCGGUCAGGAACUCGAUCUCUAGAGGCGCAGAUGACAGGGCAUCUACUCCCAGGAACUCAUGCGUCUACUGUAGAGGAGAAGAUCAUAUCAAGAGGGAUUGCCCAGACCUUAAACGGGCAAUAGAUGACGGACUUGACGUGCUUGACGACCGCAAGUACGUCAAGUGGGCAGAUGAUCUGGGAGAUGUAUCGAUGUUCCCUUCGAUGAAGGAGAAUGCCGAAGCAAGGAGAAUAAAGACGAGUAAAGGAAUGAGCCGGGUGGCAGCCACCAAGUCGGCAAGAGGGUCUACAUCGAAGAAGACWGACACGGAUUAYGURAUGACGGAGAAGGACGGGCARCGGGUCGAUGGAGAGGAGGUUAUCCUUUCRCCGCGAAAGAGGGGAGUGAAGAAGUUCUUAAUGAAGAGUUCGUUGGACGAGAUUGACACGGUUGAGCCACUGAGGCGGGCCCUUCGGCAACCAAUGCAGUGCUCUAUUCUGGAGUACCUGGCGGCAUCGAAGCUGGUUCGUGAUGAAUUACAGAUGAUCACGCGGAAGACUCGCAUACCUCUAUCAGAGGAGGGUCAGGGGGGCCCUAAAGCGGAAGCUUCUACAGUAGCAGUAACGGGGGUGACUGCUAGAGCGGAACGAAUGGCGACAGUCCUUCUCGAUGGGAUGGAAGGUGUGCCUCCAGACAAGUUUUAUAUACUUGGUAGCGGGGCCGUAGAGACGAUUGUAAACGAUGGAGCGAUACUUGAUGCUGUGAUUGAUAACGGCAGUGAGGCUGUCAUCAUAGACGAGGACGUGGCAGAGCGAGGACGUGUGAUAGAAAUUCUGACGACAUGUGAUAAGGCAAUAGCUUUCAGCGACGCGGAGCGCGGUAGGAUUGACCCUCGAUACGCUAAGCCAACAAGGAUUUACACGAUACCACAUGUUCCCUGGAACRACGCGGGAUGGAARUACGCCCARAAGGAGAAGGAAGARGUUAUYGCUUUCCUGAAAGAAAAGAUGGUUUCCCACGUUGCGGAGCCGUCUGAUAGCGCUUAUGCAAAUCGAUGGUUCUUCCUACGAAAGCCGAAUGGCAAGAUCCGAUGGAUCCAGGACCUUCAGAAGGUCAACGUGGUGACGAUACGAGACGUGGGCUCCGUGCCACAGGCCGAUUUACUGGCAGAAGGAGCAGCAGACGCUGUAUGCGAGGGGGUGGACCACAACAUACCCGAGGAGGACGGCGAUGCGCAGGCGCAGUUGUGGCGGCGGGAUGCUUGUGGGUCACCACCACCGCCUCCCGUUGAGGAUGUGUUCGGGGUUCGGGCCGCCACUUUGAGGCCGUACCCGAGAGAUGACUCGAGUGGAGAUGAGCGCGAGGAGGCGGAUGACGGUUUCCGCCCCCGCGGCGCUGGUGCUGCCCAGCGUGCGGAGGACGACGAUGACGUUUGGAGUGACCCUGAGGAGGUUCGCCGGCGUAGCGGUGACAGAGAUUUAUUCGAGGACACAGCUAGGGGCAGCGGCGAGGAUUCAGAGGGGCGUGGAGGAGGUGUGAGGCUUCUGCGGCUUCGAAAGGGUCCGAAGGUCGCAAAGAGACAACUCAUACUAGGUUCUGAGUCACCGCCGUCAUCUAGGGGUGCGACCGGUGCGGGGACAAGGGAAGCGGAGAUCGAAGACGCAGGACAUGAUCGUCCAACAGACGACAACAAAGAGAUAGGCACCGAAGAUGUGGCCAGAGGUGUUGCUUGGUCGCUAGCGAACAAUGGGACGCUUGGUGCUCUGCCUGGUAGUAGCGCGGGUCACGCGGAGCAGUUUGAUGAUGCCCAUCAUGAGGGGGUGCCACAAGAUGAGGCAGUUGGCGAUGGGGACCAUGCUUUGGAAUCAACGUCCAUGCGCGAUUUCAUGGUCGACCUAGAGGCCACUCUGCCAUCCAUGACGGAGGGUGAGUCUAUUGUUGCGCAACGGGCCGACGACGAGGAUGUUCGGCCUCGGCCACAGACAGUUCACAUGGGAGUGCCUGCACCCGACACCGAGGAGGAGCGGAUGGCUCGAGAGGCGAGGGAGGAUGAGGAGGAGGCCGCAAGGGCCAAGGCCCUAGCCUAUGCUGACCCACGCACACAGGCCAUGGCACGUAACAUGGAGGCCAUGCGUCAGUUAGAGACUGGGGGUGAAGGAGUGCGAGACGAUGUGGCGGAGGAUGACCAGAUGGAGGGCUCAAUCUGUAGUGCACACGCGCAGACAUUGGAGUCUUGUGGGUUGGUCGUCGAGGCAGCUGCCCACAUUUCACAUGCGGUUCGCGAGAGAGAGGACGAUGCACCUGCGCCCGAUAUCGACAGCGCACCCAUCGUCCUGCCACCACCAGACGGAGAUGUGGACGUCGUUGCAGUGCCACACGGCAGAGAGGCGCGCGGCGAGACAAUCGUUCAGUCCACUGUGCCAGAGGAUGAUGUUGGUCAGCCGGUGGUCCCUCACGUAGUCGAUAGUGUAGAUACGGCUUUGCUGGGAGAUCCAGAAGCGGUACCAGGGGGAGACGUGCAGGAGGAGGAGGCAGUUGGGAGUCCAACGGCGGUGGGGGGAGAUGAAGAGACAAGGGAGGACAGGGUUCGGGAGGUACAUGGAGAUGUGGGUGCGCCCUCGACUAUACCUGGUUCACGCGAGGAGGAGGGAGCAGGAGUCAUGGCGCCACCUCCCAUUCGGCAUGAUUCAUCGACAGCCACACUUCGACCACCCAGUCAGCGGUCAUGGCGUCGUCCACCUCGUUACGUACAGCAGCCACGAGGCAGUUUGAUGUUCGGCGCGAUGACUGUCGAUGAGUUGGGCACGUGCCUUGCGACAGAUCUCACAGAGAUGAGACGUGGAGUGAGGAUCGGCUCAAAGAAAGGCAAAGCACAUCUACCACGCGUGCAGUCCGUUUCAUGCGGCCCUGCUAGCCCGACACCACCAUCAGACGCUUCGGUAGCGGUGGGUGCCAUGGGAGUUGGUGCGGCGCAGUCCCCUCCCAGUGUGGCACGAGAUCGCGGGACACGACCUACUACGCCAACCUCAGCGGCGGGCAGGCCUCGGGAGCGUGGACAGGCGACAGCGGGGGCUGUGGCUUCUUUACUUGGGCGCACUGACAUUCCUUGGAGCGACACGAGGAGGUCGACCGCGGGUACCAGAAAGAGGAAGCCCGGGCUGGGGAGGAGACGCUCGUCCACAUCAUCGAUGAGGGAGGUGCAUGCUGCUGGGUUCGAGCAUCGUGGCGGGUCGGGUGCUGAGGUUGAGUGUGCGGGCGGACGUGGAUCUGCAGCGCCCGGCGCACGAGUAUCGACUCACGGAUUGAGGGAGGUUUCACAUAACCUCGGGGCAGAUGUGUUGGGGCCUCCAAGGACACAGCGACCGCUACCCAGACGAGCAUCACGCCUGGAUGGUGAGACCGAGGGGUUGGAGAUGAUGCGAGGGAGACGUCGCACGGACACCCUCUUAGCGGCUUCGCAGAGGGAGAUGAUACUGGAUGGCGUCACGGGGAAUGCGACGAAGGCCGCUCGCCAUUUCACGCAGCCCAAGUACUGCAAGAUUGCGGGGAUGAGAGUUCUCGCGGACAUCUGGAACAACAUGGGGUACAUGUUCGUGGACAAGGCUGCUCAGCGGGUCCUGAGGUGGAUGGCAGACGAGGGGAUUCGGGAUACGAGAUCGACCACGGGUGGGAAGCGGUCACGGGCAGACGAGGCAGAGAGGGAUGACAUGCAAGACUUCCUCGAUGCCCAGGAGGGGGGCGAGGGCGGGGUCGGCAAGGUGGGGAUGCGCGACGAGGAAGCUGGACGCUGCGAGCCCAAUCUGCUUGGGGAGGGGGUAGUGAUGACAUCGAGAGCGGACAGCCUCGCGCGACGCGGUGCGAGGGCGUCACGACAUGAGUUGGAGCGCGCUAGGAGGGAGAAGAGGAAAGUGGGGGAGGAGGACGUUGACGUGCGGAACACGGCGAGGGAGAAGAGGGCACGUCAGACGACAAUCGACGAGCUGUACGAGAAGGAGAAGUUGAGCGAGUUCACUGACGGGUGGCUGCAGUGGAUCUACGCGAACGGGUUGCCGUUCAACACCUUCGGAGGGCCGGAGUUCCAGAGGGUGCGUCAGGCGGCGGAGAGAGUCCCCCACAACGUUCGCUUCCAGUUUCCCUCCUACGGGGUUACAACGGGCGCCAAGAUCCCUUCGCAGAGGGGGAAGGUGGCGACGAUGGUGAGCGAGGUACGAACCUCUUUCCGGCACACCGGUGCCACCAUCCUCUCCGAUGGAAGGAAGUCGCAUAGCGACAAGCUGCUCGUGAACUUCCUGGCCUGGGGCGCCAACGGCGCCUUGCUGUAUACGACCGUCGCACGUGACGGGUCAGUCGCUGACACGGCGGAUGUCGUGUAUCGCAGGUGGCGGGCCAUAAUCUUGUCCUUUCCUGCAAAGGACGUGAUCGGCUUCUGCACGGACUCCGCAAGUAACUAUACGGCGGCGGCCUGCUGAUUUGCCACCGGCCUCGACACUAACAUCAGGAGGAUCACUUGGCUUCCCUGCUCCACCCACAUC